Molecule: messenger RNA, 732 nt
Organism: Scaptodrosophila lebanonensis
Lineage: Eukaryota; Metazoa; Arthropoda; Insecta; Diptera; Drosophilidae
Exons: 1
Coding region: 1-732 (243 amino acids)
Source: RefSeq, a predicted model, not a curated record
AUGUCGUCGAUGUCUAAAACCAAGGGAAUUCUAGCGAUGCCGCACCUUCUGGGGGGCAUCAGAUACAUGCAGAUCGCCAAUUUUAGGAGACUGGCCAUGGAUGAUGAGGAGAGGAUGCGGCCUGCUACGCCUAAGCGCAGGUACUUGGAAGAGUGGCCGAAGCGCGAGGAGGCCUUUGCUGCCGUACGAGCGCAUCUACAGGGCCCCAGCUUCCGUGUGGCCCCAACUGAAGGAAACUCGGAAGAAACCAUCAAAGGAAACAUCAGCGCAACCGAGACCCGCUUCAGAGGAACCAGUCUGGAAGAGCCGUUCAGGGGGAGCAGGACAAAUCUGAUGCAAAAUGAAGGCAGUACUAGACCUUCACCUGCCUUCAUGGAGCCGAAGCUGAGGCCAUUAAAUAUGAGACAGCAGAGGGAGGUUUAUAUGUGGUCCGAGCCAGAACCCAAAGAAGAAACUAGGGCGGAAAGUGUUCAAGAAGAGUCGAGCGAGGAGAAUAUGCGAAAGAGAUAUGUUCCAAUGCAGGAGGUGGUCUACGGACGCAACGAACCGGAUGACCAGGUGGAGAUGCAACGUAAGGCUGAUGCUGAGCUCCUGCGUCGAGUCAGAAACCGUUCUCUGACUUUUCCGACCGUAUCGGCCAAAGUGAACCUCUCGGACGGCGCAUUCAAUCAGCAUCGUAACCGCUGGGCAAUCUUUAGACGUAAGAUGGUCUAUGGACGUGCCGAAAGCUAA